UUGUUUCUUUCUCUAGGUGCCGAGGUGUCUGAAAAAUUAUCUCUGAAGCUGCCACCAAAUGUGGUAGAAGAAUCUGCCCGAGCCUCCUUCUCAGUUUUGGGAGACAUAUUAGGCUCUGCCAUGCGAAAUACACAAAAUCUCCUCCAAAUGCCCUAUGGCUGUGGAGAACAGAAUAUGGUCCUCUUUGCUCCUAACAUCUACGUUCUGGAUUAUCUAAAUAAAACACAGCAACUGACUGCAGAGGUCAAGUCCAAGGCCAUUCACUACCUCAACACUGGUUACCAGAGACAGCUGCUCUACAGGCACUAUGAUGGCUCUUAUAGCACCUUUGGGGAGCAACAUGGCACCAAUGAGGGUAAUACCUGGCUCACAGCCUUUGUACUGAAGAGUUUUGCCCAGGCUCGAACCUAUAUCUUCAUUGAUGAAGCACAUAUUACCGAAGCUCUCAACUGGCUCUCCCAAAAGCAGAGGGACAGUGGCUGUUUCAGGAGUUCUGGGUCACUGCUCAACAAUGCCAUUAAGGUGAAGUGUUCUCAGAGCUAGUGUUGAUUUGUCCAUUACACUGUCUACAAGGAUGAGGAGAGGAAGUGAUAACAUAAGAAUUCCUUGGGCUUCCCUGGUGGCGCAGUGG
Messenger RNA from Physeter macrocephalus (sperm whale), 631 nucleotides. Its product is annotated as alpha-2-macroglobulin-like. NCBI's taxonomy places the organism in Eukaryota, Metazoa, Chordata, Mammalia, Artiodactyla, Physeteridae. Bases 121 to 543 code for a protein of 140 amino acids. Gene Ontology annotation, molecular function: protease binding; endopeptidase inhibitor activity. The transcript has 4 exons. The record is from RefSeq and is a predicted model, not a curated record.